Messenger RNA from Homarus americanus (American lobster), 354 nucleotides. RefSeq lists its product as uncharacterized. NCBI's taxonomy places the organism in Eukaryota, Metazoa, Arthropoda, Malacostraca, Decapoda, Nephropidae. Bases 1 to 354 code for a protein of 117 amino acids. The record is from RefSeq and is a predicted model, not a curated record. The transcript has a single exon.
AUGGGGACGCCGCCGCCCCCUGUGUGGGACCCUAAGGGCGACUCCACAUCUGAAAAAGCCCCUGUGGGCGCCGACGCCCUUGGGAGAGACCCGGGGGGCGACGUCUCUCCUGGGAGGGCCCCUGGAUGCACCGCCGCCCUGCCGAGGUCCCCUGAGGGAACCUCCGCCCCUGACAGGGGGCCCUGGGGGCGCCGCGGCCCUUGGGAGAACCCCUGGCGGCGCCGCCGUCCCCUGAAGACACCACUGCCCCUGGGAGGUCUAUUGGCAGCGCCGCCGCUCCUGGGAGGGUCCCUGGCUGCACUGCCGCCCCUGGAAGGGCCCAUUUGGGCACCACCGCCCCUAGCAGGGCCUUAG